GUGAGGUGACUGCAAUUUUUUUCUGCCAAACCAGAAUUAGCCGGUAUAGGAAUGAAAGAGCGUGGAGAUUUGAAAUUUCAUCGAUUGGAAGGAAGCUCGGCUUAGGUUCGGGCGCCUCCACACGAACCCUUUUUAAAGCCAACACGGACUGAGGCCUCGAGCUCGACGCUCCACAAAGCGCUCUCCCGGCCGGGCAGCGAGGGGCCGAGGAGCCCGGGAGCCCCGCACCCAGCGCACGGAGCCGGGCGGAGCGCCGAGCCGCAGGCACCGGCAGCUCCAGGAUGACAGGCGACAUUGCAACAAAUCUCUACACGCAGCCGCUCAGGGGGCUCCGAGGGAAACAGCAAGUUCGGGGAUCGGGGCCAGGAGGCGAGUGAGGUCGCAGCCCCGGGGGCUGCAGGCGAAAAUCUUGAAAAAUGUAUACAAGUCAUGAAGACAUUGGAUAUGAUUUUGAAGAUGACCCCAAAGAUAAGAAGACACUUAAACCCCACCCAGACAUUGAUGGUGGAUGGGCGUGGAUGAUGGUCCUGUCCUCUUUCUUUGUGCACAUCCUCAUCAUGGGCUCCCAGAUGGCCCUGGGAGUCCUCAAUGUGGAAUGGCUUGAAGAAUUCCAUCAGAGCCGCGGCCUGACUGCCUGGGUCAGCUCCCUUAGCAUGGGCAUCACCUUGAUUGUGGGGCCUUUUAUCGGCUUGUUCAUUAACACCUGCGGCUGCCGCCGGACCGCAAUAGUUGGAGGGCUGGUGAACUCGCUCGGCUGGGUGUUGAGCGCCUAUGCUGCGAACGUGCAUUAUCUCUUUAUUACCUUCGGAGUGACAGCUGGCUUUGGAAGCGGGAUGGCUUACCUGCCGGCCGUGGUCAUGGUGGGGAGGUACUUUCAGAAGAGGCGCGCCCUUGCCCAGGGUCUGAGCACCACAGGGACCGGCUUUGGCACGUUCCUCAUGACGGUUUUGCUGAAGUACCUGUGCGCGGAGUACGGGUGGCGGAAUGCAAUGUUCAUCCAAGGCGCCGUUUCCCUAAACCUGUGUGUUUGUGGGGCGCUCAUGAGGCCCCUCUCUGCCGGGAAAGACGGAAACCACCCAGGAGGGAAAGAUCCCCAAGUCCUCCCGGCUCCCUCCACCGAAUCUGUUAAGUCAAGUGGACCCCUGGGCAGAGCAGAAGAGAAGGGGGACGGGCCUGGGAACGAGGAGACCCUCAGUGACCUUGCAGCCCAGGCGUGCCAGGAGGAGGCGGGGCACAGAAAGAACAUGUGCGCCCUUCGGGUUCUGAAGACGGUGAGCCAGCUGACCGUGGGAGUCAGGAGGGGCUUCCGGGACUGGUACUCGGGCUAUUUUGGGACCGCCUCGCUCUUUACUAAUCGAAUGUUCGUAGCCUUUAUUUUCUGGGCUUUGUUUGCAUACAGCAGCUUUGUCAUCCCUUUCAUUCACCUCCCAGAAAUCGUCAAUUUGUAUAAUUUAUCGGAGCAAAACGAUGUUUUCCCUCUGACUUCCAUUAUAGCCAUAGUCCAUAUCUUCGGGAAAGUGAUCCUGGGCAUUGUGGCUGACUUACCUUGCAUCAGCGUUUGGAACGUCUUCCUGAUGGCCAACUUCACCCUGGUCCUCAGUAUCUUUAUUCUGCCACUGAUGCACACGUAUGCUGGCCUGGCGGUCAUCUGCGCCCUGAUAGGGUUCUCUAGCGGUUAUUUCUCCCUGAUGCCUGUGGUGACUGAAGACUUGGUGGGCAUCGAACACCUGGCCAACGCCUAUGGCAUCAUCAUCUGUGCUAACGGCGUCUCCGCGUUGCUGGGACCACCUUUUGCAGGGUGGAUCUACGACAUCACUGAAAAAUAUGAUUUUUCCUUCUACAUAUGUGGUUUACUUUACACGGUGGGAAUACUCUUUUUACUCGUUCAACCGUGUGUCCGAAUUAUAGAGCAAUCCAGAAAAAAAUACAUGGACGGUGCACACGUGUAGUGUCAUGUUAUGUUUCCCGUAAGGUUUCCUUGUGGUACUCCUGCCUACCUCACGUGGCUGCUGUGAGGACCUAUGACGUAUCGUGAAAAAGAGUUCUGUACAGUAACUGGCAUUGCCACUUGUAAAUGCCAUUGUCAUUGCCUCAUCUGAAAGCAGCACCGCCUUUCUGUUUGGGGAGAAGCAAUGCUGGAAGGUAUUAAGAACUACAUACGUUUUAGAGACGACACUGUCCUUCAAAGACAGCCUAUUAAAUAAUUAGUAGAAAUGCCCUUAUAAAAACUAUUGUCUUGUGUCAUCCACUGGGACUACGGUUUCAGCUUUUAAAGCAGACAAGGAAUAAAAGCUUUUCAACCCAGCUACUUCUUUGUAAGGCGAAAAUCAAGUAUCUGAAUGCUUGCGGAAAGCUUACGAUAAAUGGGUUUUAAGCACAAGAAUACGACUAGAUUUCAGAAGUUAAUUGUUACAGGGAGCUAUUGACCUACCAUUGUAAAAGAAAGGCAGGCUCUG
Ceratotherium simum simum (southern white rhinoceros) is the source of this 2456-nucleotide messenger RNA. RefSeq names its product solute carrier family 16 member 14 (gene SLC16A14). Lineage: Eukaryota; Metazoa; Chordata; Mammalia; Perissodactyla; Rhinocerotidae. Gene Ontology annotation, biological process: monocarboxylic acid transport; transmembrane transport. The record is from RefSeq and is a predicted model, not a curated record. Gene Ontology annotation, molecular function: monocarboxylic acid transmembrane transporter activity.